Messenger RNA from Lasiodiplodia theobromae, 1170 nucleotides. RefSeq names its product Nuclear mRNA splicing factor-associated. The record is from RefSeq and is a predicted model, not a curated record. Gene Ontology annotation, molecular function: RNA binding. Bases 1 to 1170 code for a protein of 389 amino acids. The transcript is spliced from 5 exons. Lineage: Eukaryota; Fungi; Ascomycota; Dothideomycetes; Botryosphaeriales; Botryosphaeriaceae. Gene Ontology annotation, cellular component: U2 snRNP; U2-type spliceosomal complex.
AUGGACGACACGCGCACCAAGUUUCCCGUGAACCCCGAGGAUUUCGAUGCGGACGAGCGCAUCUCCUGGUCCAAGAUCGACAACAAGUUCAUCUUGGAGGAGGCCAACGGCAACGAGUGGGAGUUUGACGAGAAGCUGAAGAGAUGGGUCCCAACGGUGGACAAGGAUCUCUUGGAGCAGCAGGGCAAGGCCUACCAGGUCGCUGGCGUCGACGAGGCUGAAGAUGCCAGAGAGCAAUUCAAAGCCAAGAAGAGGAAGAAGAACGGCGACGACGACGAGGGCAAGCCCCCGGCGAAGAAACGCGAGGGUGGCGGCAGCUCCGCUGUCUACGCUACGUCCAUCCCGCUAGAUGCUACCUUCAAAGACAUCGAAACAAUCUUCUCGAAAUACGGCCUCAUCGCUGAGAGCGCGGAUACCGAGCAGAAGAGGAUCAAGAUGUACACCGACGAAAACGGCAAAUUCAAGGGAGAAGCCCUGAUCAUCUACUAUCGCCCUGAAUCCGUGCAGCUGGCCAUCGACAUGCUAGACGAUACGCCUUUUAACUACAAGCAAGGCCCCAACGGCAACAUGAGGGUUCAAGUUGCAGAUGCCUCCUUCAAGAAACAGAAGGAGGGUGACGGAAAUGGCAACCAGCCCAAGCAAGCCAAGAGAUACCAACCGGACAAGCAGAAGCUCGAGGCGAAAAAGAAGGAAAUGCAGCAGAAACUGACGGACUGGGGCGACGAAGAAGGCUAUGAGCUUGCCAACGCUGACAAUGCUGGCUCGCGCUGGGAGAGGACUGUUGUGCUGAAGCACAUGUUCACACUCCACGAACUCGAGGAGGAUCCAAAUGCCGAAGAGGACAUCCAGGCCGAUAUCAUGGAGGAAGCCGAGAAGUUUGGCGAAGUCGAGAAAGUUUUCGUGUUCAACGAGGAGCCUGCGGGCGUCGCGAGCGUCAAGUUCGCCGAUCAAGCCGCAGCAAAGAACUGCGCGAAGGCCUUCAAUGGUCGCAUGUUCGACAAGCGUACCGUCCUGGCGUACAUUGCUGACGGCAAGGAGCUCUUCAAGAGGACCAAGAAAGACACCGAGGCGAAAGAACAGGCCCGUUUGGAGCAGUUCGGCAGGGAUCUUCAGGCCGGAGCCUUGGUCAAGAACGUGGAUGGCGCCGGGGAGAAGAACGGCGAAGAAUAG